Gloeophyllum trabeum ATCC 11539 is the source of this 483-nucleotide messenger RNA. RefSeq lists its product as uncharacterized. Bases 1 to 483 code for a protein of 160 amino acids. NCBI's taxonomy places the organism in Eukaryota, Fungi, Basidiomycota, Agaricomycetes, Gloeophyllales, Gloeophyllaceae. The transcript has 2 exons. The record is from RefSeq and is a predicted model, not a curated record.
AUGUCAGACACUAUUGACCUGACGCGGUCUGAUAAUGACCAGGAUGACGAGACGGUUGCUCAGCUAUAUGCAGCCAUCGAGAGCGCCGCCGAGGAGCGUGUACGGGACCUCAUGGUGACUCUCGCGUCGGACGUGCCAGCAGCUAGGCAGCUAUUGCUACGCGCGCUGGUCCCUGAGAAUGGGCAGAACAUGGGGAACGAGAAUAGGACUGGGAACGGGGUGGUUAGGAGGGCCGAAGUAAGGUGGGAGACAUGCAAGAACUGCGGGGAAGAGUAUGAUGCCAACGAGGAGAGGGAAUGUGUCUACCACCCUGCGUUCGUCGACUGGGACGAAGAUGUGCACGGGGAGAUGGAUACAAAACGAAACCGAAGAGACUACCCGGAGAAUUUUACUUGGACCUGUUGUAAGAGGGACGGCAGAAAAGACGGCUGCAGGGAGGACGUACAUGCUGUCGGGGGAAGGAAGAAGGUUCGGCGGCAUUGA